Molecule: messenger RNA, 1962 nt
Organism: Linepithema humile (Argentine ant)
Lineage: Eukaryota; Metazoa; Arthropoda; Insecta; Hymenoptera; Formicidae
Gene: BckdhB
Product: Branched chain keto acid dehydrogenase E1 subunit beta
Biological process (GO): response to nutrient; branched-chain amino acid catabolic process
Molecular function (GO): catalytic activity
Source: RefSeq, a predicted model, not a curated record
UACUGUGAGACCCAUUCCUCUUUUAACCGAACAUUCGAAGCCUCAUAGUUGAAGCGUACGUACAGAGAAGAAGAAAAUAGUUUUGUAUUGACGCGUUGUCAAUCACCGAUGUACACGUUCGUUGAUCGUUCGAUCACAAGUUCGUGCAUGUCUACGAAAUUCCACGUAAGGUUGAACGAGAGGUCUCUGCGUCGCUUCGUGAUAUCGCAUUGUAUGCAAAUAGAGAUAAUAACUUACAACCUCAUAGCGACGUGAACGCUCACGCGAGCAGAGUAACGCUCGAACGAAAGAUGAUGCUCAAUAAGUUGAGCGUGCGACUACGAAGUGCCGGAAGAAAACUGCUUUUGGAUCGCGGUGAAACGUCUGUCGAGUGCAAGCAUGUCAGAACGAUACAUUUUAAGUAUUUCCCGAGCAAAAGGCCAAACGUGUCGGGCGAGACUCAAGAGAUGAAUAUGUAUCAAGCCAUAAAUCACGGGCUUACUCUAGCAUUGGAAAACGAUUCACGUACAGUGAUAUUUGGCGAGGAUGUGGCAUUUGGUGGUGUUUUUCGUUGCACAAUGAAUUUGAAGGAACGUUUCGGUGUUGAUCGCGUUUUUAACACGCCUCUCUGUGAGCAAGGAAUUGCCGGCUUCGGAAUUGGCUUGGCCAACGCGGGAAUAUCGGCAAUUGCCGAAAUACAAUUUGCGGAUUACAUAUUUCCCGCCUUCGAUCAGUUGGUAAACGAAGCGGCCAAAAUGAGAUAUCGAAGCGGCAAUCAGUUUGAUUGUGGCAAACUGACGGUUCGUACGCCUUGCGGAGCCGUCGGCCACGGUGGCCUUUAUCAUUCUCAAAGCCCGGAAGCUUAUUUCGCGCACACUCCCGGCUUGAAGAUCGUUGUGCCUCGCGGAGCAACGCAAGCGAAAGGUCUGCUGUUGAGCUGCAUAGACGAACCAGAUCCUUGUAUUAUAUUCGAGCCUAAGAUUCUGUACCGCACUGCAAUCGACGAAGUGCCCGUAGAACGUUACAAAAUCGAAAUCGGCAAGGCCGAGAUUGUAAGAGCGGGUGACGCCGUGACGCUCGUAGGCUGGGGCACUCAGGUGCACGUACUGCUGGAGACGGCCGACCUGGUCCGAGAAAAGCUCGACGUGUCCUGCGAGGUGAUAGACCUCGUUUCCAUCCUACCUUGGGACGCGGAACUCGUAUGCAAGAUGCUAGCUGCAAUUUUGUUUUCAAAACAAGUUAACGUUGCCGAUAUGUCAUUAAGACCAGUCUUGUAAAUCGCUAAAAAAGAAAUUAAUAAAAUUUGAACUAUGACAUAAUUUAAGCUGUAUUAUACAACAUUGUUUUUACACAUUGGAUAUUAAAUCUAGUAAACAUCCCUUUUUUUAAUACUUUGGAAUAAUUAAGAGAUAAAAGCGCGGAAUGGCAGAUGGUCGUUUUGAAAGGAAUCGAACAUUGUAGAAAAGGCAACAAUUCAAAUACCUGUUGCGACAGCAAAAUACUUAUUAAUAAAGAUUAAUUGUCGUGAAUAGCAUAGCAUCUCAUAAAUACAAAAGCGUAGGCUUUCCGCAGGCUGUAUCCGUAACGUAACUUCUGAAAGUUGCAGGGAAGGUCAGUGCAAGUCGAAAAUGUCAUACGAACCUGUAUCCGACGUUCAGUCUCUCCGCGCUCACUCAGUUAGUUAUCUAUAUUAAUGAUUUACAACAGGACACACACGUGCGCGCACGAACAUGCUAUGAUCCCGAUCGCCGGCCGUUCACGCGUGUGCAUUUCCACAGACAAUCGCGCGUAGACCUGUAUUUGAUAGCCGUUACAAAACGGCUCGUGCCGUCGUCGAGGCGUUAAUAUGCCCACUUAGCGACGCAUCGGCCCGCAUGCAAAUGUGUUAUUGUACCGCAACAAUAUGGGACGGGGAACGUAAAUCACGCGCGAAUUAAAUCCAGCGGACAGCCGGCGAUAUAUUAUCAUGCGUGAUAUGCGCGU